UCCAUCGGGACCACUGGGCAUUAUUGGGCUGUGAUGUCAUGUUAUGUACAAAGACCACAGGAACUUCAGCCACUAUGCUCCAUCUCCACUGUGAUACUAAUCUGAAAGAUGAAGUCUGAGCUCAUUUUCGUGCCUGUCCCUGGGCCUACUCACCUGGUGUCCACCAUUGAAUUCGCAAAGCUUCUCCUAGAUCGCGAUGACCAAAUAUGCAUAACCAUCCUCUUAAUGAAGGUCUCCCUUGAGGAUAUCAGCACAUCACUCACCGACUCAAAUCCUCGCAUCCAACUCGUUAGGCUUCCUCAACUAGAACCUCCUCCAGCAGAUCUUUUGAGAAAGUCCUUUGAAGCCUAUUUUACGACCUUUGUAGAGAGUCACGUAGAACUUGUCCGGACCAUCGUCUCAGAGAUUGUUUCUUCCCGAUCUGAGUCCGACUCUGUCCGAGUCGUUGGGUUGGUGGUCGAUUUCUUCUGUGUGUCAAUGAUCGAUGUCGCCAAAGAACUGGAUCUUCCUUCUUAUAUUUUCUUGACCACAAAUGCGGGAUUCUUGAGUCUCAUGCUGUAUUUACCAACUCGUCACAGCGAGAACAGCUCCGAGUUUCAUGACUCGGAUCCGGAGUUACUGAUCUCCGGGUUUGUCAACCCGGUUCCCCCGCGAGUUCUACUUGAAGCUGUGCACAACAAGGACGGUGGUUAUGCUGCUUUCGUUAAGCUUGCUCAGAAGUUCAAGGAAGCCAAGGGUAUAAUAGUAAAUACAUUUACCGAGCUCGAGCCAACUAUGCUCAACUCAUUUUCCGCUAGUGGAACCGGAACCCCAUCUGUCUACCCGGUCGGACCGAUUGUUCAAACCAAGGGAAUUCCUAACUCUGAUUUGGAUCGGGUUCAGUGUGAGAAGAUGAUGAAAUGGCUCGAUGGUCAGCCUGAUUCUUCGGUAGUGUUCCUCUGUUUUGGUAGUAUAGGUGGGUUUGGUGCACCCCAAGUGAAGGAAUUGGCGCUUGGGCUUGAGAAUAGUGGGCUCAGAUUUUUAUGGUCCUUGAGAUUGCCUAGGCCCCUUAAUGAAGAGCCAGGGUCAGGUCCUUACACCAAGCCGGAGGAGAUGUUGCCGGAUGGAUUCUUGGACCGGAUCGAAGGAAAAGGAUUGAUAUUAUCCGGUUGGGUUCCGCAGAUGGCGGUCCUGAGCCACAAGGCAGUGGGUGGUUUCGUGUCCCAUUGUGGGUGGAACUCAAUUUCGGAGAGCUUGUGGUGUGGUGUACCUAUAGCCACGUGGCCUCUAUAUGCAGAGCAAAAGCUUAAUGCGUUUAUAAUGGUGAAAGAGUUGGGAUUAGCAGUGGAGUUGAGGGGAAAUCGUGAUCUGGUGAUGGCAGAUGAGGUUGAGAGAGCCGUCAGAUGCUUGAUGGAUGGUGAUAACGAGGUGAGGGAAAAGGUGAGGAGAAUGAGUGAGAUGGCCAAGAAUGCUGUGAUGGAGGGUGGAUCAUCCUUCAAUUCACUAGGACUACUAAUUAAGGACAUGACAAGCUGCGUUUAACAACACUAGGGUAUGAAUUCAAUUGCUUCUGUAAUAUUUGUAUGUGCUUCCCUUUUAUUUAUGUGAGAGAAUUUGUAUGUGUGCUUUUAGUCACAAAUCUCCAAUAUUAUAGCAUCCUGAUCUGAAUC
Messenger RNA from Tripterygium wilfordii, 1649 nucleotides. Its product is annotated as UDP-glycosyltransferase 71K1-like. The transcript has a single exon. Bases 109 to 1521 code for a protein of 470 amino acids. Gene Ontology annotation, molecular function: UDP-glycosyltransferase activity. Lineage: Eukaryota; Viridiplantae; Streptophyta; Magnoliopsida; Celastrales; Celastraceae. The record is from RefSeq and is a predicted model, not a curated record.